Gadus chalcogrammus (walleye pollock) is the source of this 1716-nucleotide messenger RNA. RefSeq names its product MAGUK p55 subfamily member 3-like. The transcript has 17 exons. Gene Ontology annotation, cellular component: plasma membrane; cell-cell junction. The coding region runs from base 1 to 1716 and encodes 571 amino acids. NCBI's taxonomy places the organism in Eukaryota, Metazoa, Chordata, Actinopteri, Gadiformes, Gadidae. Gene Ontology annotation, molecular function: protein binding. The record is from RefSeq and is a predicted model, not a curated record.
AUGCCGGUCCUGACGGCAGGAGCAGGGCUCCACGAGACCCUGGCUCUGCUGACCUCCCAGCUGCGGCCGGACGCCAACCACCAGGAGGACAUGGUCUUCCUCCAGAACGUCUUCAGCGAGAAGAGUCUGGGCUACCUCAUGAAGAUCCACGAGAAGCUCCGUCAGUACGAGAAGCAGAGCCCCGCCCCCGUCCUGCACAGCGCCGCCAACCUGGCCGAGGACGUGGUUGAAGAACUUCAAAGUGGACCAAUGAGCAGCGAGGAGAAGGAGCUCCUGCAUCUGCUGACGUCGCCACAUCUUAAGGCGGUUCUCUCGGUGCACGACACAGUGGCCCAGAAGAACUUCGACCCGGUGCUGCCCCCGAUGCCGGACGACUUUGAGGACGAGCUGGAGGAGGAGUCGGUGAAGAUAGUGCGGCUGGUGAAGAACAAGGAGCCCCUGGGAGCCACCAUCAGACGCGACGAUGCCACCGGCUCUGUAAUCGUGGCCCGCAUCAUGAGAGGGGGUGCUGCUGACCGCAGUGGCCUGGUCCACGUAGGAGACGAGCUCAGAGAGGUGAACGGGGUCUCCAUAAUCCACAAGAAGCCCGACGAGAUCAGCCAACUGCUGUCCCAGUCCCAGGGCUCCAUCACCCUGAAGAUAAUCCCCGCCAUUAAGGAGGAGGACCGUCUCAGAGAGAGCAAGGUGUACAUGAGGGCCCUGUUCGACUACAUCCCCCUGGAGGACAAGGCCACGCCCUGCCAGGAGGCGGGACUUCCCUUCAAGCGGGGGGACAUCCUGCAGGUGGUGACCCAGGACGACCCCACCUGGUGGCAGGCCAAGCGGGUCGGGGACAGCAACCUGCGGGCCGGCCUCAUCCCGUCCAAACACUUCCAGGAGAGACGACUGGCCUACAGGAUUAAAAUGGGCACACUCCCCAACGCAAAAUCUCCCCAAAAUCCUAUCUAUGACCAAGGAUGUGAUAAAGCUGGCCUCAGGAGGAGCUUCCGUCUGAGUCGGAAGGACCGACAGGGCUCGUCUGGCGAGGGGUCUGAGGCGGGAGACUCGGACUACCUGACCUACGAAGAGGUCUCACGCUACCAGCAGCGAGGCCAUGAGAGGCCCCGCCUGGUGGUGCUCAUAGGUUCCCUGGGAGCACGAAUCAACGAGCUGAAGCAGAAGGUGAUCGCAGAGAACCCGCAUCGCUACGCCGUGGCCGUCCCACACACGACCAGACCCAAGAAACCACAGGAGAAAGAAGGGGUUGAAUACCACUUUGUGGCCAAGCAGCAGUUUGAUGCCGACGUGUUGAACAACAAAUUUAUCGAGCACGGGGAAUACAAAGAGAACCAGUAUGGCACCAGUAUAGAGGCAAUCCGCUCAGUGCAGGCCAAGAACAAGAUGUGCUUGGUGGACGUUCAACCAGAGGCGCUGAGGAGGCUGCGCACAGCCGAAUUCAAACCCUACAUCAUCUUUGUCAAGCCGCGCGUUCCUGAGAGCAGAAGGCGCCGCGGCGCCGCCACCUCACCAGCAGGGGGCGAUCACGCCCGUAAUACAGACGAGGACCUGCAGGAGAUGCGGCAGUCGGCCAUCCAGAUCGACCAGCAGUACGGGCACCUGGUGGACCGGGUCCUAAUCAAGGAGGACUCGGCCAGUGCCUGCUCAGAACUCCGAGGGAUCCUGGAGCGGCUGGAGAGGGAGACGUUUUGGGUGCCGCUGGGCUGGGUGAGGACCUGA